AGAAAACAUGCUCUUUCCCACCCCUAUUUAGGUUUCUCCCCCACACCCUAGAUAAGCAUUCUUUCCCACAACCCUAUAUAGACAUUCUUUCCCACACCCCAUGACCCCACACUCUUUGAAGAUAUAUUCUCCCCCACCCCCUGAAAAUAUCCCCCUGCAAAGGCAGACAUGCCACCAAAUCUGUCAGAAAAAACAUGCCCCCACAUGCCCCCACCUCCAGAAAAAACAUGCCCCCACAUGCUGCAAAAGCAGUUGGGGGGGGGGGGGGACUUGAUGGAAGAAGGCAGUGAAUGUUUUUGUCUCUAUUUCAGGACCUGAUAGUUCUUAAAGAUGGCUUGAAUAUCCUUCUACCUAAAGUAUGUUAAAAUGAAGAAAAUAAUUGCACUUCAAAGUUGUACAUAUAAUGGUUGUUGUUUUGUUGACUGAUAAUAAGAGUCUAAAUGGAGCAUUGUUUUAAUCUAGUUGGCAAGAUGUUGUGAAAGACUGUCAAAGUUUGCCAAUGAACACAAAUCUCUUCCAACGCUUGGUUUCACUCAUUUCCAGUUAGUAUCUUGUUUUUUUAAUACACUUCAGUGUUUCAACUCACUGUAAUAUACUCCUUGUCAUGUAUGAUAUUCUUACAGGCCAGCACAGUUAACAACAGUUGGCAAGAGAGCAUGUCUGUGGAUAUCUGACCUGCUUCAGGACCUUGCAAACUUGAUGCAUGUCAAAGAAAACUUGAAAUUUCGAGGUGUGAAAGGAACUACUGGGACUCAGGCCAGUUUCUUAGCUUUAUUUGAUGGUGAUCAUGAAAAGGUGUCUACAUUAACUAAACUAACUUUAUUUAUACUUCAUAGUUCUAUCAGUUCAAGGCUGUUCUCCCUAGAGAUCCAGUAAGGAUUAUCUCUUAUUGAUCCAGUGUUAUUACAGGAGGAAACCUAAAUUAACUUUAUUUAUACUAGAUAGCUCUGUCAGUUCUAAACUGUUCUCCCUAGAGGUCCAGUAAGAGUCAUCUCUUAUUGAUCCAGUGUUACUACAGGAGGAAACCUAAACUAAACUAACUUUAUUUAUACUGGAUAGCUCUAUCACUUCUAAACUGUUCUUUCUAGAGGUCCAGUAAGGAUCAUCUCUUAUUGAUCCAGUGUUACUACAGGAGGACACUGGAUUGGUAAAGUCACUGAAGACAUACAUACAUUUUCAUCAUACUAGGUUGAAAAGUUGGAUGAAUUAGUCACAAACAUGGCAGGAUUUAAGAAUGCGUAUAUUAUCACAGGACAAACCUACAGUCGUAAAGUUGACUUGGACAUUUUGAAUGUUUUGGGAAGUUUAGGGGCAUCUGUGCACAAGGUGAGCUCUCUGGUUUUAAGGCUUUGACUUUGUGAUAUGGUAAAAUAUGGGAAAUAUAUUAAAAUUUGUAUUCAUUUUAAAGAUCUGCACAGACAUUCGAUUGCUAGCAAGUAUGAAGGAAGUUGAGGAACCUUUUGAGAAAAAUCAAAUAGGUAAAGUCACAGCUCAUUGGGUGAAGUGAAACCCUUGAAAAGCAUCCACAGAAUUCCUUUCCUGAAGCAAGAAAAUAGUUCAAUAGUUGUCCUCCCUUGAAUGUCCAAUAAGAGCCAUCCUUAUUGGAUAUUGAUCUGGUGUUACUACAGGAGGAAGCUGUUUUCUUCUCAGACAUGUAAAAACAGAGGUUAAACGAACAUACACUCUGGCACUUGGAAAUAAAAUGAAGAACGGCCAGUGUACUUGUAGGUGGAGACGUUAACAGACAGGUCGAUGAGGGCUUCGCUCGUAAUGUUAAAUAUUUAUAGAUUUCAUGUAGUCGUAUAUGCUACACAUUGCAGCAGAUCUCAAGUAAAAUUUCGGCGUAAUUCUGUUGGUCUAGGUUCAAGCGCAAUGCCGUACAAACGUAAUCCAAUGCGGAGUGAAAGAUGUUGCAGCUUAGCUCGUCAUUUGAUGAGCCUGGUUGCAAAUGCUCAACAGACUGCUGCGCUACAGUGGCUGGAAAGAACGUUAGAUGACAGUGCGAACAGGAGGAUUUCUUUGGCUGAGGCAUUUCUUACUGCUGAUAUUAUCCUCAAUACAUUGCAGAAUGUGUCUGAAGGACUUGUUGUUUAUCCCAAGGUGAGCGGAGACGAAAUGAAGGAAAGAAAGACCGAACAAAUAAGCCCUGGAUCAAACGAGGAUCACGUGACCUUCGUUAAGCUGGGCUAAUACGAGCAACAAAAUUGCUGCAACUAGCAACAAAAUCUGAUUUCAACGCAUGUUAAGUAGAAAUGUUGACACAUGUUGCCUCGUGAUUUGUAAUGUUUGUGUGAACAUUUUCAAUUAACAUGAAAUCAGAUUCCGCCGCAAGUUGCAGCAAUUUUGUUGCCCGUAUUACUCCACCUUUAGCUGUUGUUAAUGCUUUCCCAACACUAUCAUGUGAGAUGUCCCUGCAACAUUGCAUGACUGUCAACUUGGCUUGAAAGCUUCAUGUUAAGUCUUAGCUUGAAAGCUUCAUGUUAAGUCUUAGCUUGAAACCUUCAUGUUAAGUCUUAGCUUGAAAGCUUCAAAGUCUUAGAUUGAAAGCUUCAAAGUCUUAGCUUGAAAGCUUAGUUCGACAAUAUUCACGGCAUUAAUCUUCAUUCAUGCUAGGUGAUUGAACGACAUAUUAAACAAGAACUUCCUUUCAUGGCUUCAGAAAACAUCAUCAUGGCAGUUGUCAAGAAUGGAGGUGAUAGACAGGUAAAACUAACUUUAUAUUCAUGAUAUUUUCUGUGGUGGUGUAAUGUAGUCAGGUGAAUAAGAUGCUUGUGAUGUUACUCUGAGUGUAUAUAUAUCCACACCGGGCAGGCUUGAAAAAUAUGCCUGGUGUGGAUAUACACUCAGAGUAACAUCAUAUAUUAGCGGAGACACUGUUUUUUCAGGCUGCAUGGGGUUUUUUAGGGUCAAUGUUUUCAGGAUCGAUGUUUUCAGGGUCAGCAGCUAAAAGCUAAACCGAAAAAAACGGUUUUAAAAUAAAACCAGAAAAAAGGGAACCGCUAAGCCUACCAUGUACAUGCUUUAUUGAAGGUUGUUCUCAGCCAUUACUGUAAUCACUUGCUCCAUGGAUAUAUUCAAACAUUUCUUCGCCUUUCAGAAGUCUUAUUCCUUGCAGGAGUGUCAUGAGAAGGUGCGUGUUCUUUCUCAACAAGCUGCGUCUGUUGUAAAAACUGAAGGCGGGGAUAACGAUUUGGUGGAAAGAAUAAUGAACGAUGAUUAUUUUAAAGUUGUUCAUGAUAAACUUGAUCAAAUUCUUGAUUCAAAGACUUUCAUUGGCAGAGCACCGGAGCAGGUAUUCUGAAUUUUGAUCUAGACAAGAAGAACGAAAUCCAUUACCACAGCUAGAAAGAGCAUUUUAAAAAAGUGGUUAUUUUUAUCGCGCGUAAUACAAAUUGUGAACUUCACAGGGCUACAUUUUCUUCAGUUUACAACAUAUCUAGCAACCAAACUUUGCAGUUUUACUCAUUCUAAGACACUUUUUCUAGCUGUGCUGUUGGACAUCGUUCUUCUUGCCUCGAUCAAAAUUUAGUCUAUAGCUGCAAUCACCCAUUUGUCGGGAUAAUUCGUCUUGGUACUCUUGCGUUUACACAAAAACGGUGGCCUGUUUCUAGUAUUUUCCUUUGCUUCGCAGGUUACAAAGUUUUUGCAGGAAGAAGUUGAACCAAAGUUAAAAGUGUUUGAAGGAAAACUGGAUGAAAAAGCCACAAUCAAUGUAUGAUGAUGGAGAAGAUAAUGUUUGAUGAUGAAGAAGAUAAUGUUUGAUGAUGAAGAAUGUAGGUCUCGUUGUGUGAAAUAUAAAAAGAAUAAUUUAAUUUUUCGGAUGUCCACAUUAUUCGAACGUCGUUUUCUGAUCAGCAAAGCUGGAAAAAAUGGGAUCUCUGGAUUUCUUAAUGGUCGGUCAAACCCAAAAUAUAAUAUGAUUUAUUCUAAAUUCAUCUUAUAUAACUAAAUACAUAUUUAUACAAAUACUACAGUAAUAAUUGGAUCAUUUCUUGGUUGCUCUAACUUCGUUAAGUAUUUUUGGCAUAAGAUUUCUUGAAGUACACAGGCUUUGAAAGUAACUUUGCAUCUGUGCCAAAACUGUGGAAACACUUGCAAGAAUCUUCUCCUGUGAGAAAAGGAAAAUAUUCAUGAUUACUGAAUCUCUGAAAGUGGAUUACAGGACUUGCAGGUGGGGGAAUUAAGGCGGGAGAACGGCACGCAGGCGGAAAAACGGACGGGCAACAAAGGCUCCACAUCAGAUAAAAAAUAGGUACACCAAAGUGUACAUGAAUUUCUGUUUUAUAUUAAAAAAGUGGAUCAUGGACCACCCAUUUCAUUCCUUACCAUUUCACCAUUUUCCAAAGAGAAUUGAGUACUCCAUGUUAAAUUUUCCAUGUAAGUUGUUAGGUUACUGAGAACACUUGCAAGACAAGGUAUGGCAUCCACGACAUAUCUGAAAUGAAAAAUUUAAUUAUCCUAGAUUCAUUCUGAGGCAUUAUAGUUAGGAUAAGACUUGCUGUUUCACAUACAGGU
Molecule: messenger RNA, 4515 nt
Organism: Paramuricea clavata
Lineage: Eukaryota; Metazoa; Cnidaria; Anthozoa; Malacalcyonacea; Plexauridae
Source: the annotation of a GenBank genome assembly